AUGGACUUCAAUCUCAAGAGCCAGAUGGCGGCUCGCCAUAUCCAGGACUUCAGCGAUGCCGCCUCAUUAGAACCUCAUUGGGGCUACUCGGACCGGGUGGUUCCCUGCACAAACGAUGCGGGAUCUUGUGCCUAUCUCGACGUCGUAUACGGCUCCCACGAUCUUGGCAUGCUGUACUCUGGCAUCCUAUGGAUUAUUAUCGGUGGCAUUUUGUUGGUGUGGGCCGUUGGUCGACGGGCACUGCCAUCGCUAUCGGAAGAAGAUGUGCUCCGCGCUGCUAUUCUCGAGGAUUCUCGUCAGAGCAAGAGCUUCCUCAACCGCCUGCGCCAAGCAAUCUCGUCCGGCAUGAACCGAUACCUGCUCCCUGACUUCAUCCGUCCCAUCUUCGGUAGGACCACUCGCCUACAGGUCUUGAUCCUGGCCGUCUUGUCGGGGUAUCUCCUCAUCUUCUCGUUCGUCGGCAUCGUAUAUAACACUUGGAUUACCCCAGUCAAGAAUAUGCCCGGUGUUUAUAACACCAGAGUUAGUCUUGGCCCUUGGGCUGAUCGUAUUGGAAUUCUCGCCUACGCACUCACGCCCUUGGCCGUCCUCUUCGCCAGCAGGGAGUCUAUCCUGUCUCUUCUCACUGGCGUUCCUUACCAGAACUUCAAUUUCCUCCACCGUUGGCUUGGAUAUAUAAUUGUCAUCCAGUCUGUUCUGCAUACCGUUGGCUGGCUAGUCAUCGAAGUUCGCUUGUAUCAGCCUCAACCUAAAGUUGCUGUAGAAUGGAUUACCCAGCUCUACAUGAUCUGGGGCUGUAUCGCCCUCUUCUUCAUCCUGGCGCUCUACGUUCUCAGCUUACCCCCCGUCAUCCGCCUGACUGGCUACGAAUUCUUCCGCAAGUCUCAUUACGUAUUAGCUAUGCUGUAUGUUGGUGCCUGCAUUGGACAUUGGAAUUACCUGGAGUGCUUCAUGAUCCCUGCUCUUAUCAUCUGGUUCUUGGAUCGUGCUGCUCGCGCUAUCAGGACCGCCUUGGUACAUCACGACUUCAUCGAGGGCAAGGGUAUGGGUUUCUCCGCCGCUCAGGCUGGCAUGGUCAUCUUCCCGGACUCUGAAAAUGGCGACGUCAUCCGUCUUGAUUUUUCUCACCCCCACGAUGCGUGGAGCAUCGGCCAGCACUUCUACUUGUGCUUCACUGAGAGCAGCAUCUGGCAGUCGCACCCUUUUACUCCACUGAACGUCCCCAUAACGGUGAACGGCAGAACGAAGCACUCUUACAUCUUCCGCGCUAAAAGUGGCGAGACCAAGAAGGUUGCCGAGGUCGUAAAGCGGAAGUUGGCCACAGUCUCGGGAGACAAAAGCGAGGCAGCGCUCACAACCUCGGUCAUCUUAACUGGGCCUUACGGCGAUCCAAUUCUUCGCAAUGUCACCUCAGAUGUCAAUAUUCUAUGUGUUGCAGGCGGAACUGGCGUCACAUAUGUUCUUCCCGCCUUGAUGAGCUUGAGAAGGCACUCGGGAGCUUCCCGGAAGCUCGAACUCGUCUGGGUCGUUCGCCACACGAGGGAUAUCGAAUGGAUCAGGCCUGAAUUGGAUCUUUUAGAAGCCGAGGACGGACCUAAGGUUGUUGUCCGGAUUUUUGCAACACGCGAUGCCAGCAGCCCUGUUUCCUCACCGCGACAAUCUAAAAACCUGUCCGAGUCAGGGUCAACAUCAGAUGCUCGUGGGCAUUCGGGAGAAAAGCAAAUCCAGAUGGUAGCAACACCCAUAGGCGAUAUAACCUCUAGCGAUGCCCCUCGGCACCCUGAUAUGACAACCACUGUGCGGCAGUUUGUAGAUGCGACCAUCUCUGGACGAACAGCAGUUUUCGCUAGUGGCCCUGGAGGCUUGAUUUCCGAUAUUCGCGUAGCUGUGGCGCAGUGCAACUCAGUAAUGAAAGUGUGGCGAGGAGAAGAACGCUACAAUGUAUCUCUAAUCCACGACGAGCGUAUGGAGCGAUAA
Colletotrichum graminicola M1.001 is the source of this 1977-nucleotide messenger RNA. RefSeq names its product ferric reductase like transmembrane component. Gene Ontology annotation, biological process: intracellular iron ion homeostasis; copper ion import; iron ion transport. The record is from RefSeq and is a predicted model, not a curated record. Gene Ontology annotation, cellular component: plasma membrane. Gene Ontology annotation, molecular function: ferric-chelate reductase activity. The coding region runs from base 1 to 1977 and encodes 658 amino acids. The transcript has a single exon. Lineage: Eukaryota; Fungi; Ascomycota; Sordariomycetes; Glomerellales; Glomerellaceae.